Egretta garzetta (little egret) is the source of this 2737-nucleotide messenger RNA. Its product is annotated as microtubule-associated tumor suppressor candidate 2. Gene Ontology annotation, molecular function: microtubule binding. The transcript is spliced from 3 exons. Lineage: Eukaryota; Metazoa; Chordata; Aves; Pelecaniformes; Ardeidae. Gene Ontology annotation, cellular component: nucleus; cytoplasm. The annotation marks the transcript as partial. The record is from RefSeq and is a predicted model, not a curated record.
AUGAGUGCUCCAUUAAUCCCAAACAAGUCAUGUUAUGCCCAGCUUCAGGACAACCGCAGUGAAAUAAAAAAUAAUAAUGAAAGCAUAGUGAGUGUGGGGGAUACCAAUGCCAACCAAAUUGUGGCAAAAGUUAGAACCACUGAAGGGGAUGUUAAGAAACGUGCUUUGGCAGAUGAGAGUGGGAAUAUACACUCUGGAGGAUCAGAGAAAGUUACUCGCCUGAAUACAGAGCAGAAUAAACUUCUGACCUUCAAAGACUCUCGGACCUGUCACACCGGUGUACAGGAAAGUAAGCUGCCCUCUGCCACAAGCAGGGAAAUGGGGAAAGAUUGUAGGACCAGCGAAGCUAAGAAUAUAUCAAGGCAUAUCAGGAUUAGCCGAGGACAAAGUCUGUCCAAUUUAAAAAGCAGCACAAAUGAUGCCAACCUGGAGAUUAUUUCCAAAGGUGAUGUUGACUUCACCCAGAACUUUUCUAAAGGUAAAAUGCCCAGGACUGUGGAGAUGGAGAAAAUAAAAAGGCUUUCUUUGGGAAGACCAAGUAAAUUUUCUCCUCAAUCUGAAACAUUUGCAAAAGACUCUGUUGGCCGUGUGUCAUGUAAACGUCUCCUUUCUGCAUCAUUGGACUCCAUUGACAGGUCACACCAUUUGAUAGGAAAUACAGAGAAAUCACAAAAAACGUCCACAGAUCAUUUUCUUGGGAUGGUGUUUCAUCCACUCGACAAUACCUCAGAGGAAAAUAUUGUGUUUUAUUCGAAACCAUCUACCUCAGGGAACAAAAAAAUAAGUAAAACAGAAAAUGUACCAAAUGUUAAUGUUGAAAGCACACUGCAUACUUCUCAUUCUCAACAUUCAGCUGUUAAGCCCAAUGAGAUUGCUAGUAAAUCAGAAGCACAGUUAGGUCAGGGUGAUAAAAGUAAAAAACUGGAGCUGAAGACUGCACCAUCUCUACCAUCUAAAAAUACGUGUCACCAAAAGAUUGAGAGAAUUAUGCUGGUAGAGUUCCUGGGAUGUCAAGAAGAUGAAAAUCCAGCAAUGCAGGAGCAGAAAGGCUCUGGGUCUGACACAUCAAAAUUUCAAGCACCCCAUUUUCAAGACACCUGUAAUAAAGUAGAGGAUCCAUUGUCAAGCCAGGUGGUAACCUAUCCUGAUGACAAAUUGCUGUGUGAUAAUGUCAUUGGUGGGGAAGGGAGAGGAAGCAAUGACAGUGACAACGGGGCAACUAGCCAGGUUGGUGAGGAAUAUUUUACUGUCAAAGAAGUGGAAACAAUAUUCCCACUCCCCUGCAAUAGUAAAUCCAGUGGCAAAGUGACACCUAGAAAAAAUGAGAAUUUACAUGAAGUUGACACAGGUUGUGCUGAAACGGUUGGUGAAGAGAUAUCUCUUAUACAUAACAUUAAUCUACCUGACAGCAAACCCUUGAAAGUUAAUGAGAAUAAACUGACGCUAGUCAAAGGAAACACCGAGGAUGCUGACGUGCUUGCUUCUGAUCUCUCAGAUCAGCACGGAGCGUGCAGCACAGAGACAGUGCCAAACCAACAACCUGACAGCCAUGACAGUGAUUCAGAAACCUCGAGCUUUUCAGUUCCAAGUAAAAAGACAGCUAAUGCACAGAAACAUCCUCCAGAGGAAGCACCAGAGAGCUGUAACCUUUCAGAAAAGGCUGAUGCCUUUUUGUGCGUCCCAACUCCUGUACGCCCAGUGGCAACACUGGAUGUUAAUACUCAGCCCACGCUAUCAAACAGUAAUUUGAAGGACCUUUAUGCACUUCAUGUUGACAAACUGUCACCCUCCUCAGUCCUACCUCCCAUUGACAGUACGCAGUUGUUAAACAUAUCCCCUAAAGUGCCUAUCAAGACUGCUUGCAGCAGUGCCAUCCCAAAACCUAUCCUGGUCCACUCCAAGGGCUCCCUCACAGAUAAGGCAGAUGUGGACAGUGACUGCAGUGAAAAGCUGGAAGAAAGCAUCGAGAUGAAACCUGCCAUACCCAGGCCCAAACCCGUGAGACCUAAAAUCAUCACAUACAUUAGGAGAAACCCUCGUUCGAUAGAGCAGCUCGACCCUUCGUUUGCGCCAGCAGGGCUGCCCUUUGGUAGCCCUGCCUGUGGCAUGCCCAUCUCUGCGGAGCAGAAGGCGUCCAACGGAGGGGAUGCAAAGCCCCCCAGCAUCCUGUACGACAAAUUUAAACCUGACCUCCAGAAGCCAAGACUCUUCAGUUCUGGUCUGGUGGUGUCAGGAAUUAGGCCCCCAGGACAUCACUUCGGUCCCAUGAGCGAGAAGUUUCUGCAGGAGGUUGGGGAAAGGCCUGCGAAAGAUGAAUUUUGCCCUCCACCAUAUACUCACUACGAGGUCCCACCAAGUUUUUAUCGAUCUGCCAUGAUACUCAAGCCACAGCUGGGACUGGGUGCAGUGUCCAGAUUACCAUCUGCAAAGAGCAGGAUUCUCAUUGCAAGUCAAAGAUCCUCAGGUAGCUGUCUCCAUCAGCAAGGAGAAAUAACGAGCGCACCCAGCCUCUAUCAUCCAGAUGCUUCAGUUGAUCUUAAGAAAGGCUCAUGUCCAAGUGCUGCAAAGUCAAAUCUCCCCAAGCCCUGCCAGUCUGGACUUCGUCCUCCAGGUUAUUCACGGUUGCCAGCAGCUAAGCUGGCUGCAUUUGGUUUUGUCAGGAGCUCAAGCGUAUCCUCGGUUUCCAGCAACCAGUCGAACGACAGUGCUCAGAGUGAUCAAAGCAGGACAACCAACC